Molecule: messenger RNA, 2832 nt
Organism: Seminavis robusta
Lineage: Eukaryota; Bacillariophyta; Bacillariophyceae; Naviculales; Naviculaceae
Source: the annotation of a GenBank genome assembly
AUUUUUGCAGGACGGUUGAGCUCCAACCCAACAAAAAAGGGAGACUUGGUGAGAAACAACAGCAAUCAAAAGAGAGUCUAGGAAGAAGAUCGCCGCCCCAAGUUACAGACAAUAUAGGUACCGUAGCAGACAUCAAAGAGGCAGUACACCAUGGUGAGCAAAAAUGAUCGUCUCCCGAGGCGAACGAGUAGGAAGGCGCCAGCUGCGGCCGCUGCUACCAAUCCCUUUGACAGCGACUUUAGCGCAUCGGAGGCAUCCAGGCAGUCACGAGGGGUCGUCUUUGAUCUAGACACCAUUGCAGCGAGUCGCCGAGCUAUGAUUAGCGGAAAGAAACCAGCACCCAGAGCAAAGCGACCCUCGCAUACGUCGACGUCUCAACCGCGAAGAAGCAGCAACACACGAUCACAUUCGCAGUCACAAUCCAGGAAUAGAACGUCAAGGAAGGUUGCAAAUCCGAGGAGGGCGGAGUCUGCGGACAUUGAAAUGGGAAACGACAGAGAAAUUCGUGAAAGGAUCCGCACAAAGGAAACACAGGACGAAAGCGAGCAGGGAUUUGACAUCGAUAACCCAAUUACUAUUGAAGAUAGGGUGAAACCCACUUACGUGGAUGAACAAGCCAGUGAAAGCGAGAUUGGGAGUAGCAGCAGCAGCAGUCAGAGCGACAGUGACGAUAGCUCCAGCGAGGAUAGCGACGACAGCAGCUAUGGCAGUUUCGAGGACAAGCAGAAACUGCGAAAGCCUUAUGUGUUCGCUGUUUUGGGAAUGGUAUCCAUCAUGUUAUUGGUGGGGAUCAUUGCUCUAUCUGUUGUGGUGUUUGGAGGAGAUAAUGGAGAGGACAAGUCUCCUUUGUUGCCCAUCCUUACAGCAAGACAAGAAGCACUGCAUAACAUAAUUCAAGCAAUCGUGGACGAGGACAUGUUGACCGACUCUGAAACCCCCCAAUACCGAGCUCAUCAAUGGAUUCUCUACGAGGACCCUCUGGGGCUAGCUCCUGCAAGUGGGGCUUCAAAGGAACGAAUCAUUCAGCGGUACGUUUUGGCAGUGUUCUACUUCGCUACCGGAGGCGGAGAAAAAUGGAAGACAAACAAUUGGAUGAUUGGGGAUGAAUGCGUCGAUGAAUGGGAUGGCAUAGGUUGCACAGAUGACGGAGUAGUUCACGUGGUGACACUAAAUAACUUUGGGCUUGCUGGCUUCAUACCAGAAGAGCUCAGUCACCUCUCUGUCCUAGAACACCUCAUCCUGAAAAACAAUGCUGAACUUGUUGGUUCUCUGCCCACCAAGUUGGGAAAGCUGCAAUCGCUUCGACAAUUGGGCGUCUACAACAACAACAUCGAGGGAACCAUUCCAGACCAGCUCUUUGAAGCCACUAAUCUCAAGUUCAUCAAUUUACAGAACAACGAUUUGACGGGAACGUUAUCAGCCAACAUUGAAUCAAUGGCCCGUCUCGAGACACUCGUAUUGAUGAACAAUAGACUGACCGGGGAAAUUCCGUUUGGAGGCCUUAGUUCCACCAAAAUCAAGUUCCUUGGCUUGAGUCACAACAAGCUCUCAGGAACAAUAGGACCCAUGAUUGGCGUCUUAGACAAGCUUGAAUACUUGUAUUUGGAUGGAAACAGCUUCCAGGGUCGUCUGCCAAGCACGAUCUCUCAGCUGACUAGUUUGAAGUCAUUGAAUCUUGAUGAGAACGACUUUGAUGGUUUGGUUCCUACCGAGUUUGGAGAACUCACUGACCUAGAGUUUCUCUCGCUUCAAACCAAUGGGUUCGAAGGAUCAAUUCCAUCUGAGAUGGCCUUGAUGACAUCACUGCACAACGUCAAUCUUGCCCAAAACGCACUCACUGGAAAGAUCCCCGACCUAUCAUCCUUGAAAGAGCUGCGCAAUCUGUUGCUCUACAAUAAUAAGCUGAGCGGAGAGAUUCCCAAGACCCUCUUCACCCUCAACAAACUUGAAAUCUUGUUCCUCAGCUCGAACCAAAUAACGAGCACUGUACCAGCUGAAAUAGCGCAGUUGAAGGGAAAGCUGCGAGGGUUGUACUUGUCAGACAACGAGCUGGUGGGAACCAUUCCAGAGGCUCUCUGUGAACUGCAAAACCUUGAGGCCCUAUUGAUUGACGAGAACAGCUUUCAAGGGACAGUUCCGGCCUGUUUUGGUGAUCUCCAACAACUACGGCAGCUCUACCUAUUCAGAAAUCGAUUGACAGGGGAGUUACCUAGAGAGUUGACAGAACUGAGUUGGCUGACUGGACUAGGUCUAGAAGAGAAUGACUUCAGGGGCUCUGUUCCGCUGGAGAUUUGCUCUAUCAAAGAACAGAAUGAAAACUUUGACCUCUGGGCUGAUUGCGGUGGCAGCUUCCCAGACCUCUUGUGUCCAUGCUGCAGUGUUUGCUGCCCGUCUUUGGAUUGUCAAUGAGACACUUCCUAUAGUCGCCGUUGAGUGAAUGCAGACUGAGAGGUUCCUAUUCUUUGAACCCAAGAAAAGAGGGGGGGUGCACAACUCCUACCGUACAAACUGUGUGAACUAGUACUUCUAUUGACCAUAGAUAAUCUCUAUGCUCCUUUGUAGUGGGGGUCCAAAACUUAGAAUUUAGUACCGUAUGCGUUGGGGAAAACAUUCAAGGCCAGAGACUUUUGUUAGGGUGUGAAAGGAUCAAAUAUUCAGUAAGGUGCUUUUCAAUUAUCUCAUUGGCGACUUGGCAUUGUGUUGAUGGAACUGUUCUUGUGACAAAACCUGUGACAUUUGAGCUGGUUGGUGGUGGCAGCUUUCCAGGCUUUCUGCCCAUACUGCAGUGUGCCCUCCUUUGCUGCUUUGAUGAACACAGAGAAUAGAGAAGAC